CUAUAUUCCUUCAGUGUAGGAGGGAUGGCAAUGCUCGGCCUGGCACCGCAGUGUUACUCGUGUUGUGGCACUGACAGAAUAAAUACGUCUGUCAGUAACACGGGGAUUGGCAAGUGGUGGGUGUGCAAGCAUUAAUAAUUAAACAUGGGUGGGUUUGCGUGGGUUACUCUAGCCACCAAUGAUUCGUACUCUCUUGGCGCCCUCGUCCUGGCCCAUUCUCUGCGCCGGGUCGGCACCAAACAUGAGCUCGUCGUUAUGGUCACACCAGGGGUCACGGAAGUGAUGAGAGAAAAAUUGUCCGGGGUAUUCAACCUGGUCCAGGAAGUAAAUGUUUUGGAUUCCAAGGACGAGGCAAAUCUGGCUCUGCUGGCAAGACCGGAACUAGGCAUUACCUUCACGAAGCUUCAUUGUUGGCGGUUAACUCAGUACGAUAAAUGUGUGUUCAUCGAUGCUGAUGCACUUGUGAUCAGAAACUGUGAUGAGCUGUUCGAACGAGAAGAACUAUCAGCAGCACCGGAUGUUGGCUGGCCCGACUGCUUUAAUUCCGGAGUGUUCGUGUUCAAGCCGUCGCAGCAGACGUUUGCAUCCAUCACUGCCUUCGCAGCAUCCAAGGGUUCCUUUGACGGCGGAGAUCAGGGCUUGCUUAAUAUGUACUUCAGCGAUUGGGCUCAUAAAGAUAUAUCCAAACACUUACCAUUCAUUUACAACAUGUGUUCCACUGCUACUUAUUCGUAUCUUCCAGCAUUUAAACAAUUCGGUGAUGAUGUCAGGAUCAUCCACUUUAUCGGCAUCACUAAACCAUGGCUUCAGUACUUUGAUACUUUGACUGGUGUCGUUCAACCACCUCCUGGAUCUGGACAUCUUCAACCUUUGCUUCAGAUCUGGUGGAACAUAUUCUGCGAGAAUGUUCAUUCUCAGCUGUCACCUGUCAUGGCCAGCAGCACUUUGGCACCAAUUUGGCACAAAUUCACCUUUCAACUUCCCGCACCUCCACAAUCUUAUCAACCCCAUCAAACUCAUCCUUUGCCUUCCUACCCCGUUUAUCACGAACCCAAUGACGAGACUUAUCUGGACUAUAGACCGACCAGCCCUAAGGAACCGGACUUUUCGGAAUUUAAAGAUCCUUGGGAGAACUUUCAGCAUAACAAUGAUUAUUUGGACAUGAGACAAUCUAAUCAGAGUCAACAGUAUUACGUCGACUGUGCCGAAUGUCGUCACGAAUACGCACAUCAGUAUCAACAACAACAACGGAACAACGAUUCGGAAUAUAUUCCUCCGGAUAAUCAGUAUCAGCAGGAAGCUGAAGUGAAAGUUUUUCAAGAGCAUAAUUGGCAGGGACAACAGCAUAUAUCUGAUUAUGAUAAGAAUCAUGAAGUAAAUUGUUCGAAUCGUCAGCAAGGAAAUAACGAGGUUAAGCAGGAGCCACAGCCGCAGCAGCAUUCCUACAGUCACCAUGUCGAACAACACAAGAAUUAUUGGGAUGCCGAAAAAUAUGGGGACGAGCAGUCUCGUAGCUAUCAAGAGUCUCAGAAUCAUCGUGUGCAGGAGGAACACCGUCAUGACAAUCAGCAGGAACACGCUCAGCAUCACAAUUUCAAUGUGCCCCAGUAUCAUCACCAGGAGCAUCAUCAUGAUCAUCAUAAUCAAGACCAUCACCAUCAUCAUCAGCAAGAGCAUCAUCAUCACCAAGAACAUCAUCAUCGCCAAGAACAUCAUGAUCAGCAUCAUCAGCAAGAACAUCAUCAUCAUCACUACCACCACCAAGAACAUCAUCAUCGCCAAGAACAUCAUGAUCAGCAUCAUCAGCAAGAACAUCAUCAUCAUCACUACCACCACCAAGAACAUCAUCAUCGCCAAGAACAUCAUGAUCAGCAUCAUCAGCAAGAACAACAUCAUCAUCACCACCACCACCAAGAACAUCAUUAUCAGCAUCAUCAGCAAGAGGAUCAUCAUCAUCAUCAAGAGCAUAACCAUCACCAUCAUGAUCAGGAGCAUCAGAAACAUCAUCAAGAGCAUCAUCAUCAGUAUCAACAGCAAGAGCAUCAUCAUCAUCAUAAUCAGGACCAUCAUCAUCAUCAGCAAGAGCAUCAAAAUCAUCAUCAUCACCAUCAUGAACAACAGGAACAUCAAUAUAGUCAUAAUCACUCUACGAACUUGCACUAUCAAGAAUCCCAUCAGGUGCACAAUCAUCCCAGCAAUGAGCAUCAUACAACUACCCAUUGUAGUAACACAUGCCAAGAGAAUUAUUGGCAUAACGAGCACAACAAACACUUACAGACAGAUACUCCAAUCCAUUCAGAUUCCCAUGAAUCCAAUUUAUCCUGUACAGAUCCUAAAAGAUUAGCGACCCAAUCAGAUACGACCAUUGGGAAUCAGCUAGAAAGCGAAGACGCCGGUCUAGCUGGAGCUUUGGCUAAAUUGACGCUUGGAGAAGCCAGGAAUCCUGAACAAGUCGCUCUGGAGGAACACAUGAGAAAGCAGAGCUGGGAACAAGGUCAAAUAGAUUACAUGGGUCGAGAUAGUUUUGAUAACAUUUGGAAGAAGAUCUGCGAGACACUUUCUUCGGUAACAGGAAGUCAGAAAACUCCUGAAAAGGAUCCAUCGACGUCUGAGGUACCUAAGGAGCCUAAAGAAGUGGCGUCGGCACCUAGUGUGGAGUCCAAGGCAGAAGCUGCGGUGGAAUCUUCACCUGCUGUAGUCACGGAAGCACUGGUGGAAGAAAAAGUCAUCGAAAAUGUUGCUACUGAGCUGGUCUCUACCGAGUCUAAUAUCCAGGAACCGUCAGUCAUCAAGGAAGUCGAGGAACCUUCGGCACAAUCCAUCAAGGAAGAAGCUCCUAUCGAAACUCCAGAAACAAGUCAAGAAGUACCUUCCGUCGACGCUUCCUUACCAAGUCAGCAACCUAUUGUAUCUUCAGAGAUAGAGAAUAUUCUUGAACCAUCAUCAGUUACUGGACCUUCAACAAAUGUACCUGAACAACCUUCUUCUGAGCAACUAGCAAAAUCACCUUCACUGACAGUGGCUAUUAAACAACAAAGCGCAUUGGUAGCUGUUCCUGAACCUCCUAAGGCACCUACGGAACCUGAAGAGCAGUUGGCACCACCAUCGCCUGUUAUUCCACUACCGGAUAAGCCAAUUCUGAUUCCACAAGAGCCCAGUGCAGGAACCGGGGAAGAAGCAGUUUCCGCGGUCAAGGAAUCUGAUUCUACGGUAGUUCUAGAACAAGAAAGUGCUCCUGCAGCAGUUUCACAGAAGGAUACUGCCCCUGCAGUUGUUUCUGAAAUCACUCCAAUGGUCCUAUCUGAACAGGCAACGGUGCCUGAUCAAGUUCCUCAAGCUGCGGUACCGGAACAAGUUCAAGUUCCCAUUGAGUUGGCUACUGAGGCUGUACCAGAGACAACUCAGGAAGUUGAAAGGAGUGUAGAAUUAGCCACCGAAGCUGUGCCUGAAGCUGUUCCGGAAGCUGAUAAGGAAAAACCAGAAUUAGCUACUGACGUACUUUCGGAGUCCGAACCAGUACAAAUUGAAGAUCCUCCUCAGGAAGGCACUGCACUCGUAGAAUCUCAGAGUUUAAAAACUCCUACUGCUGCGUCUGACUUGGCUUCAAAUAGUCAUGUUCCUAUCCAGAUAGCAGAAUCCGUUGUCCAUGCUGUUUUAAAAGAAUCUGUGUCCGAAGAAGAGAAACCUGUCACAGAGGAAGUACUUUCUUCCAUCGUGGCUCCUGUUCAGGAAUCUGCGACAGCUGUGUCGGAAACUCUUGUGGAACCUAAGGAGGCAUCUAGAACGGGCGACAUGAACGGCGAUGUAUCUGUUGUCAAUAAUGAUUUACAUACCGUAGCACCUGUAGCUCAAGAAUCCAGUGAAACAGUAAAGGUUGACACACCUCUAGAAGCCGAAGCGCCAAAGACAUCCAUUGCAGUCGAAGAGACGGCUCCACAGGAAGUACAAAAGCCAGUAGUACAAGAAGAGGCAGUCAAGCAGCUAGAAGUCGAAGAGGCUAUAGAACCUGAAUCGAAAAAAUCUAAAGAACGUGAAGUUGAACCGGAAGAAGUGUCAACUUCAGAGGAACCAUCAGCAGAUGAACCCUUGACGCCAACCUCAGAAUCCCCCAAAUCACAAUCAUCUUCUCCGCCGCCAGAAUCACCAACUGUGGAGAGUCCAGUUAGACCAGCUAGAACGAAGGAAUCAAAAGUUCCAGGAACACCAACCGUAACAGAAGCAACACCACCAACAAGUCCACCGAUAGGAGCAUCAGAAUCUUUAGAGACUCCUCCUAAGGUCACUAAAAAGGUUGUUAAAAAAGUAACAAAGAAAAGCACCGACGAACCCCUCGAAGGUGAUGCUCCAGAAGGUUCAACUAAGAAAGUAGUGAAAAAAGUCGUUAAAAAGGUUGUCAAGAAGCCUAAGGAAGGUACUGAGGAGGCAUCAGAGACCUCAAGCAGUGCUGAGAAGCCAAAGAAGGUUGUUAAAAUUAUCAAGAAAGUAACAAAACCAACGGACACCUUAGAAGUCGACAAAACCGUACCCGAAACUCCACCAGCUGCUGGCAAUUCCGAGGCUCCAGUCCCACCAAAGAGGAAAGUCAAAACUACUACGACCACGAAGACGACGACUACGACUACAACUAGAAAACCCGAUCCAGAGCCGUGAUUGAAUCACGCCGUGACAAUAAUCACUAUUGCACUCAGUACGCAACGAGGGGAUUCCCCUUUGAGUGACAUAUCGACUAGACAUUAAACACCAACGGUGACAAAACUAGUCCAAUAUUAGUUUUUGAUACUUUUAAUAAAUCAUAAUUCGCGUCGCUAAUUGUAAUAAAGUCCAGUCAAUAUAUCUCAAAAUGGAAUCUCAAUCGUCGUGUAUAUAGCACAGCUAUAAAUCAUGGUUCGCACACAUCCUUAUUUAUAUGCCAUUUUAAUCCUAAUAUAACUUUUUCUCUUAUUCAAUCUUCCUCUCUCUUCAGCACUACCAACACUUAGUUUUUAAAUUCUUAUUUCUUUUUCUUUAUAUAAUUUUCUCGUAUCGAUUACCAUGCAUCCUUUAUACCGAGAAUUAGCAAUCGCUUUUUAUACAAAACAUACAUGUGUGUCCUUCAUUCGUAUAUACAAUCAUUUUUUUUUUUAACACCAUAACAUGUACAAUUAUUAUUUUACUACAUCCUCGUACAAUAUAUAUACAUAUAUAUAAUCUGUUUAUUGAUAUUCUUCACCGUUUGUUUAAGAUACCCAAGACUGAUGUCUUAGGAAUGCAAUAUGUUCACCAGCCCUGAUCUUUAUGGUAGCUCCUAUCUGCUUUGUAACGUUUUAAUCUUUAUUCCUUUUUCUAAUUAUUUCUGUUCGAACAACUUUGACAUUGGUAUUAUCAAUAAAUCAGAUGUCACGGAAGAUUAUAUAAUAAUUAUUAAUUAUAAGUAAUAAUAAUAGUCCAGCUCGUUAGGAAUUUCUUUGUUAAAAUUCAGCACAUGAAGUGUGGCACAUAUGGCGGCUAAUUUUUCAAACGUCCUGAAAGAAUAGCGAGAAUUUCGAGGAUUUGAUUUAUAUUAUUAUUACUAUGCUAUAUUACCGUAUUUAUUAACAAUUAACCAUCUGCAUGUUACGUUACGUUAACACCAUUAUUAUAAUACCGUUGAGAGCCUUUUACAACUAAUUCAUCAUGUCACAGUCCCACUUGAUAACGUGUGGAUAACGCGAAAUCAUAUAGUCUCAUUGAACUCACGUUCUUGUUGUGUAUUCUUAUAUUGUUUAUCUAAGUAAAAGUGUUUUUUCGAUAUCCAUCUA
Messenger RNA from Cephus cinctus (wheat stem sawfly), 5777 nucleotides. RefSeq names its product glycogenin-1 (gene Gyg). The coding region runs from base 145 to 4650 and encodes 1501 amino acids. The record is from RefSeq and is a predicted model, not a curated record. NCBI's taxonomy places the organism in Eukaryota, Metazoa, Arthropoda, Insecta, Hymenoptera, Cephidae. The transcript has 9 exons. Gene Ontology annotation, molecular function: glycosyltransferase activity. Gene Ontology annotation, cellular component: cytoplasm.